AUGGCUACCUGUAAAGAAGCCAAUACUCCUAUGGCAACCUCUUGUUACUUAGAUAAGGAUGAAUCUGGAGAAAAAGUGAAUCAAACUAUGUAUAGAGGAAUGAUAGGAUCUCUGUUGUAUUUUACUACUAGUAGAGCUGAUAUUAUGCAGAGUGUUUGUGUAUGUGCUAGGUACCAAGAAAAUCCCAAGGAGUCUCAUUUGACUACGGCUAAGAGAGUGUUAAAAUAUCUUAAAGGAACCACCUCCUUUGGACUUUGGUAUCCUUCUGAUGCUACACCUAGUUUGAUAGGUUAUUCUGAUGCAGAUUAUGGGGGCUGUAAAAUAGAUAGGAAAAGUACUAAUGGUACUUGUCAUUUUCUGGGUUGUUCUUUAGUGUCUUGGCACUCAAAGAAACAAGCAUGUGUAGCCUUCUCUACCACUGAAGCUGAAUAUAUAGUUGCAGGCAACUGUUGUGCCUAA
Messenger RNA from Vigna angularis (adzuki bean), 459 nucleotides. Its product is annotated as secreted RxLR effector protein 161-like. The transcript has a single exon. Bases 1 to 459 code for a protein of 152 amino acids. NCBI's taxonomy places the organism in Eukaryota, Viridiplantae, Streptophyta, Magnoliopsida, Fabales, Fabaceae. The record is from RefSeq and is a predicted model, not a curated record.